UCUGAAACAUUGGAUUAGAAACCUACAGACUACAGAACCAGUCUGCUGUUUAAAGACCGGACGGAGAUUAAUCAGGAGAAAACAAAAGGUCAUGAGGAUAGUGUUGAUCUGGAUAUGUCUUCUGGGCAUGAGUCUAGCCUUCCCUGUCCACAAGAGACGGGUGACAAGAUCAGACAACGAUGAAGGAGAGGGGCAACAGAGUGACUACAGUCAUUCAAGUGAUGAAGAGGAGGAGGAGGGAGGACAGGAAAGAGAAGAGGGAGGGGAAGGAGGAGAGGGAGAAGAAGAGGGGGGAGAGGGGGAGAAAGAGGGAGGAGAGGAAAGUGAAGAGAGUGAUGAGGAAGAGAGUGACAGUGAUGAAGAGGAGGGGGGUGAAGAAGGAGAAGAAGGAGAGAAGGAAAUAAGAGAGGAAGAAGGAGAGGGAAAUGAAGAAGAGAAUGAAGAGGGUGUGGAGGAAACAGGAGGGGAAGAAGGAGAGGGAAUGAGGGGAGAGGAGACAGGAGUGGACGGGGAAGGAGAGCAGCCUACUCCAGUGGACGGGGAAGGAGAGCAGCCUACUCCAGUGGACGGGGAAGGAGAGCAGCCUACUCCAGUGGACGGGGAAGGAGAGCAGCCUACUCCAGUGGACGGGGAAGGAGAGCAGCCUACUCCAGUGGACGGGGAAGGAGAGCAGCCUACUCCAGUGGACGGGGAAGGAGAGCAGCCUACUCCAGUGGACGGGGAAGGAGAGCAGCCUACUCCAGUGGACGGGGAAGGAGAGCAGCCUACUCCAGUGGACGGGGAAGGAGAGCAGCCUACUCCAGUGGACGGGGAAGGAGAGCAGCCUACUCCAGUGGACGGGGAAGGAGAGCAGCCUACUCCAGUGGACGGGGAAGGAGAGCAGCCUACUCCAGUGGACGGGGAAGGAGAGCAGCCUACUCCAGUGGACGGGGAAGGAGAGCAGCCUACUCCAGUGGACGGGGAAGGAGAGCAGCCUACUCCAGUGGACGGGGAAGGAGAGCAGCCUACUCCAGUGGACGGGGAAGGAGAAAGCAACACCGUAGCCAGAUCCAGCCCUGCCAGGGGAGACGAGACGACCCCUCAGUCCAACAACACUGAUUCCAGGAUGACUAAUGGAGCCCAGAGACUUCAGACCACAUCUCCAGACAGACAGACAUGACUAAUCUAUCCAGUGACUUGAUCUGUAGUCUCUCAGGAAGGCCAGAGGACCUGUGGUUGAUGUUUUUAAUAGUUCUGACUGUUUCA
This is a messenger RNA of Oncorhynchus masou masou (cherry salmon), 1245 nucleotides long. RefSeq names its product skin secretory protein xP2-like. The transcript has 5 exons. Bases 92 to 1159 code for a protein of 355 amino acids. NCBI's taxonomy places the organism in Eukaryota, Metazoa, Chordata, Actinopteri, Salmoniformes, Salmonidae. The record is from RefSeq and is a predicted model, not a curated record.